Messenger RNA from Funneliformis geosporum, 2205 nucleotides. Lineage: Eukaryota; Fungi; Glomeromycota; Glomeromycetes; Glomerales; Glomeraceae. The record is from the annotation of a GenBank genome assembly.
AUGGACUACAAAUAUUCAGCUACAGAUCAAAUUGCUUCGAAUGGAGCCUCAUAUGAUAAUUUUAGAUUCCGAAAAGUAAAAAAUGACUAUAAAGACUCUGAUGCACCUUCGAUAUAUGAUUUGAGAGAAUCCGAAUAUAAAGACAGAAGAUUUUCUCGGUCAUUCAUUAGUGUAGGCAAAAAGGAUUUGCGCAAUCUUGCAAUACUUAUAUUAGUUGCAUUCGUUGUGAGAUUAUAUCGAAUCGAUCAACCUACUUCAGUGGUAUUCGAUGAAGUACAUUUUGGUGGGUUUGCAACAAAAUAUAUAAGAGGAAGGUUUUUUAUGGAUGUACAUCCACCAUUAGCAAAAUUACUUAUCACUCUUGCUGGGUUAUUGGGAGGUUUUAAUGGAAAUUUUGAUUUUAAAGAAAUUGGCAAGGAUUAUUUAGAACCUAAAGUACCAUAUGUUGCAAUGCGUCUAAUGCCCGCUUCUCUGGGGAUUUUCUUAAUACCAAUUUCCUAUUUAACCAUUAAAUUAUCAGGAUUUAGCAGUACUGCAUCAUUCUUGGUAGCUACCUUAAUAAUAUUUGAAAAUGGAUUGGUAACUCAAAGUAGGCAUAUUUUAUUGGAUGCACCUCUUGUUGCUUUCACUGGUUUUACGAUAUUAAUGUGGGUGAAAUUUCAUAAUGAGCAAAGAAGACCUUUUCAAAUACGUUGGUGGGUUUGGAUGGCAAUGACUGGUGUAGGACUCGGACUUACAGGAUUAUGGGAUUUACUCGGUGAUCCAAGAAUAACGCCGACUCAAUGGGCCAAACAUUUUUUCGCUCGAGCAAUAUGUUUAAUUGUGAUUCCAGUAUCAUUGUAUUGUUUAUUUUUUGCUAUUCAUUUUGCAAUCUUGCAACGUAGCGGUGAUGGAGAUGGAUUCAUGAGUUCUGAAUUUCAACAUACUUUGCAAGGACAUGACAUGCAAGAUAUGCCAAUAGAUGUUGCGUUUGGUUCGCAGAUAACUAUUAAACAUGUCAAUACACAAGGAGGAUAUUUACAUUCUCAUAAGCACAAUUAUCCUGGAGGUAGCACACAACAACAGAUCACCUUAUAUCCACAUAAAGAUGAGAAUAAUUUAUGGGUUUUACAAAAUCAAACCGUUCCCGAAGUACCAUUCAACGAAUCUGACCCUAUGUGGGUUCGUAACGGUGAUGUAAUUCGACUUGAGCAUAUUAUUACUUUCAAGAGGUUACAUAGUCACGAUGUUAGGCCUCCAGUUACUGAUGUAGAAUAUCAGAAUGAAGUCAGUGCUUAUGGUUAUCAAGGAUUUGAGGGAGAUGCAAAUGACUUUUGGCGUGUACAGAUUGCAGAACAUGAUAAAUCAGAUCCAGAAUCUAAAGAGCGCCUUCGUACACUUCACACAAAAUUCCGACUUCAACACACUAUUACAGGUUGUUAUCUAUUUUCCCAUUCCGUAAAAUUGCCUGAUUGGGCUUAUGGUCAGCAAGAGGUUACGUGUGUAAAUGGCGGAAGUUAUCCGAAUACACUUUGGUAUAUUGAGGAAAAUUCACAUCCAAAACUUCCCGAAGACUCUGAGAAAGUGAACUAUAGGAAACCAGGAUUCUUUAAAAAGUUAUUUGAACUUAAUAAAGUGAUGUGGAAUACGAAUUCUGGACUAACAGAUUCUCAUCCUUAUGACUCUCAUCCGUCUUCCUGGAUUUUCAUGAGACGUGGAAUUAACUUCUGGGGUAAAGAACACCGCCAGAUUUAUUUAUUAGGGAAUCCAUUAACAUGGUGGUCUUCUACAUUUGCCUUAUUUAUUUUUAUUGUUGCAAAAUCUGUUUUAAUCCUGAGAGCAAAACGAGGUUAUAAGGAUCAUUUAAACGCAGUAAUAUAUACUUUUUCAUUAUUUUCACCAAUGGCUUAUAGUAAUCCAUGGAUAAAAAGUGAAUGUCAAAGAGCCAAAUGGAUAAAAACUUGGGAUUUUGACUGUAAUCAACAUUUUGAUACUUAUGAACAAUUUUAUAGUGAAGAUUUAAAAAAUUUAGAUCAAGCAAAUAAUGUAACAAAAACUGAAGAUUCUAUAUCGAAGGAACCACACAAUGUAUCAAAAGAUGAUGUGGGUCAAUUGUUUGAGAAUCGUCAUAAUAAUAAUGAUACUGUGACUAUACUGAAUGAAGAUGAGAUUCGAAAUGAUGAUAGAUUAAAGGAAGGAAUAUUAGUAAAUGAAAAGGAUAUAUGA